AAGCCAAAUAAUAGAAUAAGUUUUCUAUUAUUUAAUCGAAAUUUUCAAUUUUCAACACAAGCAUUUCAUAGAAAACUGAGAGGAUUAAGGACCAGUACCAUGCCCUGUAAACGUUCGACCUGUUCGACCUUCCGUCUGGUGGUAUCCAAAUACUUUAAGAAGCAACGCAAAUAUAAGGGCACCUUCUUAACGGCGAUGGUAAUGCCAAUCAUAUUUUCUCUGUUUAUCAUUUUGGUGCGAUAUACGCCCAACAUUAACGAUAUUGAAAAUCAAUCAACGCAAGCGAUCCAAUAUGAGGUCUGGUGGCAGGAGCUUAUCGAGAAGAUAAACAAACGUCGCGAGCGCAUGAUCAAAGAGGACAGAAGCUUUAAGAGCAACGUCUUUGUGCCACAUAUAGGUGUCGGCUAUGCCCCAAACACAACGGCUGGCAUCCGUCGACUGGUCGAACGCGCGCUGAGCGGCAUGUCCCUGAAACUGGACGAAAUCUAUGGAUAUUCCAGUUGCGACGAAAUGCGUAUCCGAUCGCAAAUGAAAUAUUUUAUUGCCAGCUUGUGCUUUCACGACAUCAGCGAAUCAAUUCGCGGCCUGCCCGUAAAGCUGAAUUUUUCCAUAUUGAUGUCAUCGGAGUUGAGGUAUUACGACAACACCUGGAUAGGCGAUUCGUGGCAUAUCGAUUUGACGCUCGACACGCAUCCAUCGACAAUUUCCGACACUGCCAACAUAACAACCGCAUCGAACUAUGUCCGUGAGGGCUUCAUAUCUCUGCAGCACUCCGUAUCGCUUCAGUAUCUGAAGAUGGCAUCCGGCGACGCUGAGUUACCAACGGUUAUCUUACGACCCUUCAAACUAAAUAAUACCGUACACGAGCUAAUAGCCGAGGGCGUUGACUCGGCUGUAUUAGUGCUGAUAAUUGGAUUCAUGUUUCCCGUCGCCAUUUUGACAAAGGAAAUCGUUGAGGAGCGUGAGCUGUCCUAUCAUUAUGCGCUGCAUCGCAUCACUAGCCGAACCCUGUGGCAGCUCGCGGCGUGGUAUUGCAACAGUUUCAUACUGCAGCUGAUAUCGUGUGCCAUAUUCAUACUGGUGUUAAAGGUGGAGUGGACCGUCAAUACGGCGGUGUUCAAGAAGUGUCCGUGGUCAAUCUUGAUGCUCUUCUUCCUGUGCUAUGUGAUAUCCGUGUCGGCUUUUUGUCUUAUGAUGGCCGUCAUCAUAAGCACCACCAAAUUGGUGGUGAUAAUAAUACCGAUAUACUGGAUUAUAGCACCGCUGCCGUUGCUCUCGGGCCAGUCACUGGAUACGUCCUUAUCGAGCAUCGUCCUGGCUAUGACCUCCUAUCUAUUGUGCAAUGUGACAAUGUAUCGCGGCCUGAAGCGAAUGCUGAGCCUGGAGAAUCAUUUGUAUACGCUGAGCAGCAAAGAGUAUCUAAUUUCGACGCUGGUGACCAGCGACAUAACGCUGUUACACCUAAUUGUAUGCUUUUUGGGGCAAACCAUUCUGUAUCUGAUAUUGGCGAUUCUUUUGGACCAAAACAUAGUGCCUUGGGUACGUAAGUUGAUCAAGUGCUUGCCGUGCCGACACCAGGCUUGGCGGACUCGACGCUGGCUCCGGCGGCGUCGCAGGCGAAAAAGAAAAAUGCUCGAAUUGGAUCAAGAUCAGGUGAUGACCAAGAAGCUGCCGGCAGCCAUUUCCCCAAUCAUCGAUUAUCAAAAUGAAAAGAUUAGCCAAACCGUGGACCUACACCCCCAGCAGACAAGUCAAAUUAUUCCAGGCCGGCUAUCGGGUCAAUCGAAAAGGCGCAACAGCGUCUCACCCCAAAUAUUCCCAAGUAAUAAGAGCAGCGAAAGCGAAUCGGGCAGCACAUCCGAAUCGAGCGACCCCGUAGUCCGGGCUGGGCAACAUCAGAACGUAUUGGAUAAGCAACUGGUGGUUUGGCUGAGCAACAGCGGCAUGAGGACGAGAUUCGGCAGUAAGAGCUCUUACAAAUUAGACGCAGGAUCAAGCCAAUCGUUUGACAAGCCGAAAGGCUCGAUUGAAAAUGUAGAUGGCUACGAAAACUCCGAGGAGGAGACUGAGAUCAAAGGGCGCAUUGUCAUCGAGUUUAUCAACGUGUGGAAGAAGUUCCACAAGACCUAUGUCGUGCGCAACUUCUCGCUGCAAGUAUAUGAGAAUCAGUUGAUGGUGCUACUGGGUCACAAUGCAGCCGGCAAAACGACCAUAUUCAAUAUGACCUGCGGACGGACGUUGCCCAGCUAUGGCAGCAUACUAAUCAAUGGCCACAGCGUGGUCAACCAUCCGGUGCGCGCCUUGCAACACGUGGGCAUAUCUUUGCAGAGCCUCAAUAUCUUCACCGAAUUCACGUUCACCGAGCAGCUGACCUAUAUCUGUCGUCUGCGCGGCCUGACGCUGCUGCAAGCGACAAACGACAUCACCGACUAUUUGAAUACACUGCAUGCGGAGAACCUGGCCCAGUUGCCCGUUCAACAGUUGACCAUCGGGCACAGGCGACUGCUCCAGGUGCUCUGCGCCUUUGCCGGACGCACGAAAAUCGUGCUGCUCGACAGGCCCAUGGAGGGCGUGGACGCGGAGCAGCGCCGUCACUUUUACAUCUUCAUCAAUCGCGAGCGAAUCAAGCGCACCAUUUUGAUAACAACCAACUAUCCGCACGUGGCCAGCAAUCUGGGCGAUCGCAUUGCCAUCCUGAUCAGUGGCAGGCUGUUUGCCUGCGGCCUAGAGAAGAGUCUGAUGCACCAAAACAGGCAUGCCUAUCGCUUGGUGUGCUAUUUGGGCGUCAAAUGCAACUUUCAACUGUUAAUCAAUUUUCUCAACCACCACGUACCCGACCUGAAGGUGCAAUUGAAGAUGGGCGACAUAGCCAUCUUCUCAGUAGAGCACGCCGAAAUGAAUUCGUUGUAUAAAUUGAUCAAUUUGGUGGACAGCAAGAUGAAUACACUGCACUUGGAUAGCAUUAAGCUGUUGACCACCGGCUUGGACGAGAUUUUGCUGAAGGCCUUGAUGCAUACGUCCAAGCGGAGCACUGGACAGCUGACAAAUAUCUUGCCCAAGCUGGCCAAUCGGAUACGCAUAAUCGAGGAGACGCGACCGCGCACUAAGGUCGGCUGUUUCGUGGCCAACAUACGUAAAUGCCUCGGCCACAUUCAGGUGGUGCUGAGCAAGCGUUUCCUGAUCGACACGCGCUGCUGCUUGGUGCCAGUGCUUCAGAUCAUGCUGCCAACGUUAUUCUGCAUUUUGUGCCUCAUCAUGCCGCACUUGACCAAGAACCGCAUGCGGCUGCCAACAACGACCAUGACGUUGGGUAUACUGAAGCGGACGACGAUACUACUGAGCCAAAGAGCCAACAGGGAGCCGGUGCGAGAGGCGAGCAAACAUUAUCUGCACUUUGCCACUGAGGAUCAGCCGAUUAUCGAUUUGGAGCCGAGCGAAGAUCCGCUCAGUUACAUCAAGUGGUAUACGUCAAAGAAUCUGAUCAUAACCGAUCUCAAUUUCGCAAUAGCAGCGAUAUUCCAAGAUCAGGUUGUCGAGGCGCUCUACAACAACAAUCUGAUGCACUCGGCGCCAGUUAGCCUGAAUCUGGUUAUGAACGCAUUAGCCGUCGGCUUUGUGCAUCCCACCGCCGAAAUAGCUGUUCAAAUGGAGCUAAUGGCCCACUCCACGUUGCAUACGUUCAUAUUUUCGGAUAGUUUCAAUGACGUGGAUUGGGUCAUCCCAUUGACGUUGAGCUUGUGUUUCUGUUACAUUUGGGCACUGCCGCUGCUAGACUUCGGGCUGGGCCACGAAACGGCCUACAAUCGCUUGGAGGUAAUCAGCGGCAUGCGCUUCGGCACCUUAUGUAUUGCCUACUUCAUUUACGGUAUCCUGGUCAUAUUAAUUUCGAUUGUUGCAUUGAACGGAAUCAUGUUCGCCUGCUACAGAUCUCUGCCAAUGGAUAUGUAUUUCAACUUUAUCUUUAACUAUACCAUACUGGUGUCGGGCGCUUGCAUCAUGUCCAUCAAUAUCCUAUUCUCGUUUUGGCUAGCAGAGCUGCGUAUUGGUUACAUUCUGCUCAUCGCAUUCUACUCGAUUGGCAUCGUAUUCCAUCUGUCCGCCAGCGAGGUUGAAAUCUUCAAGGAGUACGGCGACAUCGCCAAGCUGAACAUGUUUCCGAACUAUGCGCUCUUUAACAAUCUGAUGCGACUCAACUACUUCAUCGAGAUAACCGAGCUGUGCAAAGACGAUGUGACGUACAAGACCAGCGUGUUCCUCGAGCACUGCGAUAAGCAGCCAAACUGCUGCUAUGAAUUGAACUUAAGUGAUCUGCAUAUGGACCUAACAUUUUUUACGUUUGUAUCAAUAAUAUUAAUCUGGGGAUUCGUCUAUAUACGCUAUGGUCUAAUUGCGGCCAAGAGGAAACCACCCAGACGUCGUGACGAUAUAAAGAAAGACAUCGAUCCAGACAGCUGCUUUGACCAAAGCGUUCUGCACUUCAGCAACAAAACUGAGUCGGACAACUCGUGGAUACGUGAGAAGAUACGUGUGCGCACAGUGGAGCGCCCCUUGAUCCAAACGAAGGCGCUGUACGUUGAAAACCUGGCCGUGUUCUUUCGCACCCACGUGGUGCUGAAGAACAUCAACAUGCUGGUGGAACGUUACCAAAUCAUGUCUGUGGUGGGUGUGAAUGGAUCGGGUAAGACGGUGCUGGUCAAGACGAUACUUGGGGCCAAUCAUCAGAGUGCCGGCAGCAUUAGCAGCUUUGGCCAUCAUUCGUAUCAGUACAGCGAGAAUGAGAACUAUAAGCUGAUUGGCUACUGCGCCCAGGACAACACGAUCAAAGAGGCGCUGACUGUGGUCGAGUACAUUCAGGCCGUGCUGACCAUACGCGGCCUGAAGCCGGCGCAAGCCUUGGAGGAGACAAUCAACCUGUUGACAAUAUUCAAUCUCUAUAGCAGUCGCUACAUCCUGCUGCCCCACUGCAGUCGCGGUGUGCUGAAGCGUGUCAGCUUGGCCAUAUCGCUGAUCGGCUAUGCUGGCCUCAUACUGAUGGACGAGCCGUUUGCCUACUUGGACUUGAGCAGCCAGAUAAGCAUCUACAGCCUAAUUCACUCGCAGUGCUCACAGGGCCAGGCUGUGCUCUUCACCACCUCCGAUACGAAGCACUGCGACGUGGCCAGCCGCGCGGCCGUGCUCAAUCGCACCAAUCUGUGCGUCAUCGGCGAUCGGAACGAGCUGCAGGUGAAGCACUUCAUGGACUUCAUUGUGGUCAGGGCGCGCAUCAAGAUGCGACGAUUGCGGGCGCCAUCCCUAAAUGACGACGACGCCGACUUGUCCGAACUGUACAAGUUUCGCGACAUACGCCAGAACAAAAUGUACUUUGAAUACUGUUCGAUAAUCGAACAGUACUUCCCGCACGCCAUCGUCAAAAACAUGAACAAUCACAUAGCCACCUUUUGGCUAUCUAGGAACAUGUACACCAUGUCGCUGGUAAUGGAGACGCUGCACAACAACAGCGAAAUAUUUUUCCCAUUCAAGAUCAGUGCGCCUUUUCUCAAAUCGUUGUUCAUCAACAUUGUGGGCAAGAAGAGUCAGGACGUGCAAAUACUCGAGGACGAAGAUAUCUAAUUGUCGGGAAAAUCCAUUCUAGUAUCGAAUC
Drosophila hydei is the source of this 5641-nucleotide messenger RNA. RefSeq names its product ATP-binding cassette sub-family A member 3. The transcript has 12 exons. Gene Ontology annotation, biological process: lipid transport; transmembrane transport. Bases 100 to 5610 code for a protein of 1836 amino acids. The record is from RefSeq and is a predicted model, not a curated record. NCBI's taxonomy places the organism in Eukaryota, Metazoa, Arthropoda, Insecta, Diptera, Drosophilidae. Gene Ontology annotation, cellular component: intracellular membrane-bounded organelle; membrane. Gene Ontology annotation, molecular function: ATP binding; ATP hydrolysis activity; ABC-type transporter activity.